AUGCCUCAAAGAAACUCCCUGCAGGCCUCCAUUGAAGCUCUGUUCUUCCUCCUGCUCUGGUUAAGUGUCCUGGUCAUCGGAGAGGUUGGUAAGGACUUCUCCAACUGCCUCGGCUUCUUCUACGAUGAAAUCCCUCCAGUAACACGGAUCAAUGCAGCAGGUUUCCAGCCAAUAUGCCAGCGCUACAAAAACCAGUACCACUUUGCCACUCUGUAUCACCGUCAGCAUCGCACUCCUUUGUUCUCUGCGUACAGACUAAGUUCUGCAGAUGGGAAGCGGCCUCAGCCUACCUGGAUGUAUGAAGCUCAGUUGGCUUUCUCCCAUGCCAGCCCAGAGAUGAAACCCUUCAGCAAACAUGUUGACCAAAAUGUGGUUGAAAGCCAGGCGGUGCUCGACGACUACAGGAACUCCAGCUUCACCAAAGGUCAUCUCAAUCCCAGCUUGCACCAGAGGACAGCGGAGAACCGGAAGGCCACGUUCACGCUGACAAACGUCGUCCCACAGCACAAAGGCUCCAACUCCGGGCCCUGGAACGUUCUGGAGAAUGAGGUUUUGAGAAAAUACAAGACCUUUUGCGAGGGAUUCAUGUACGUGGUCACCGGGGUCAUGCCUUACAAGUCUGCCGAGGCCCGCUGGAUUAAUAACAGAGUUUCUGUUCCUGAGUAUAUGUGGUCUGCCUACUGUUGCCCCGCGUACAGAUCUGACCUGCCCAAAUCUGAGCAACAGUUUUUCCCCACAUAUGCUGCCGUUGGAAGGAAUGACCCCAAUAGUGGAGAGGAGAUUGUGCCUGUUAAUGUAAAAGCGAAGGCAGCAGUACGAGGCUAUGAUGUGAGGCGAAUGCCUUUGGAGACCUUGGAAGGUAUUCUGGCAGAAAGGCUGGCCAUUCAAAUCAGUCUGUUUGAUGGAAACUGUCAGACAAAAAGGCUUUUAGUUUCAUGAUGCUUCUUCAAAACUUUCUACUGCUUUAAUUGAUUAAUGAGUGUUUUAUCAUCCAAGAUACAAUAACUAAGUUGUCUGUUGAGUUUGAAUCAUUUUAAUUUGUCUUUUGAAAAUGCUACAUUAAAAAAAUCAUUAAAAAAAAAGUCAAAACUUUUCCACUUUCAAAUGAAAGUAAGAGUGGAAAAGAAAAGGUUUCU
Messenger RNA from Cololabis saira (Pacific saury), 1136 nucleotides. RefSeq names its product endonuclease domain-containing 1 protein-like. The record is from RefSeq and is a predicted model, not a curated record. The transcript is spliced from 2 exons. NCBI's taxonomy places the organism in Eukaryota, Metazoa, Chordata, Actinopteri, Beloniformes, Belonidae. Gene Ontology annotation, molecular function: hydrolase activity; metal ion binding; nucleic acid binding. Bases 1 to 939 code for a protein of 312 amino acids.